Molecule: messenger RNA, 3279 nt
Organism: Cygnus atratus (black swan)
Lineage: Eukaryota; Metazoa; Chordata; Aves; Anseriformes; Anatidae
Gene: PMPCA
Product: peptidase, mitochondrial processing subunit alpha
Exons: 13
Coding region: 73-1620 (515 amino acids)
Cellular component (GO): mitochondrion
Molecular function (GO): metal ion binding; metalloendopeptidase activity
Source: RefSeq, a predicted model, not a curated record
CCCGCCCCCCGGCUGCCCGCGGGGAAGGGGGCGCGGCGCCGGGCGGAAGGGAAGCUCGGCGGGGGCGGCAAGAUGGCGGCCGCCAUGGCGUGGCUGAGGCGCGGCGCGUGGGGCCCGGCCCGGCGGUGCGGCCGGAGCUACAGCGCGGGCGGCGCUCCCCCCGGCGUGCCGCUGAGCUGCCCGCUGCCCGGCGUGCCCAAGGCGGUGUUCGCCGCCGCCGAGGGCCGGGAGCGCUUCGAGACGCGGGUGACGGCGCUGGAGAACGGGCUGCGGGUGGCCUCGCAGAGGAAGUUCGGGCAGUUCUGCACCGUGGGGCUGCUCAUAAACUCGGGAUCGAGGCACGAAGCGAAGUACCUCAGCGGCAUCUCGCACUUCUUGGAAAAGCUGGCCUUCUCUUCCACAGCUCAGUUUGGCAGCAAAGAUGAAAUUCUCCUCACCUUAGAAAAACAUGGGGGCAUUUGUGACUGUCAGGCUUCAAGGGACACCAUCAUGUACGCUGUUUCUGCUGAUGCCAAAGGCCUGGACACGGUGGUCAACUUGCUGGCCGAUGUGGCGCUGCAGCCCCGGUUAUCAGAUGAAGAAAUCGAGAUGACUCGAAUGGCUAUACGAUUUGAGCUUGAGGACUUGAAUAUGAGACCUGAUCCAGAGCCUCUCCUCACAGAAAUGAUCCACGCGGCAGCCUACAGAGAAAAUACAGUUGGGCUGAACAGGUUCUGCCCAGUGGAAAACACUAACAAAAUCGACCGGCAAGUCCUGCACUCGUACCUGCGCAACUACUACACGCCCGACAGGAUGGUGCUGGCUGGGGUGGGAAUCGAGCACGAGCAGUUGGUGGAGUGUGCCAAGAAAUAUCUGCUCGGCGUGGAGCCGGCGUGGGGCAGCGCGCAGGCCAAGGAUGUGGACAGAUCUGUGGCGCAGUACACGGGAGGCAUUGUCAAGGUUGAAAAAGACAUGUCAGAUGUGAGUCUUGGCCCUACUCCAAUCCCAGAGCUUACCCACAUUAUGAUUGGGUUAGAAAGCUGCUCGUUUUUAGAGGAAGACUUCAUUCCCUUUGCAGUAUUAAAUAUGAUGAUGGGAGGCGGUGGCUCCUUUUCAGCUGGCGGGCCUGGCAAAGGCAUGUUCACUAGACUGUAUCUCAAUGUGCUCAACAGGCACCACUGGAUGUAUAAUGCAACUUCUUACCACCACAGUUACGAGGAUACAGGUCUCCUGUGUAUACAUGCCAGCGCAGAUCCAAAACAGGUUCGAGAGAUGGUGGAAAUCAUCACAAGAGAAUUCAUUCUAAUGGCAGGAGCAGUCGGAGAGGUAGAACUUGAGCGAGCAAAGACACAGCUGAAGUCCAUGCUCAUGAUGAACCUCGAAUCUAGGCCAGUUAUCUUUGAAGAUGUGGGACGGCAAGUGUUGGCUACAAACACAAGGAAACUACCUCAUGAGCUCUGUGCCCUGAUCAGUCAGGUGAAAUCUGCUGACAUCAAAAGAGUGGUCACUAAGAUGCUUCAUAAAAAACCAGCUGUGGCUGCACUGGGUGACUUAACAGAUCUGCCCACGUAUGAACACAUCCAAGCAGCACUUUCCAGUAAGGAUGGGCGACUUCCUCGGGUGUACCGGCUCUUUCGAUAAAGCAGCGCAUCCUGCAUGUAUCUGAGAGACUUGCUUUUUUUUUUUUUUUUAAUUUUUUUUUGGUUUAUAAUACUGCUGUGACUCCACUCCUUCCCAAAUCUUUCCAGGCAUACUGUGCAAACAUGGAGCUAUGCUACAGCUGAGCAAAGCUGCUUCAGAACAUUGGUCUGUGAAGGGCUCGUUACGUUGGGCUUCUCAGCCCAUCCUGGCUCUGGAUGAGUACUUUGACCAUCAACAGAAGACAGGCGUGUAUAGCCUUCUCUGGGCACUGGGGAGAACAUAGCAAGCCAGAAUAUUUGUCAGUGCAACUGAAGGCAUGUGUCUGAGAAGAAGUAAGUCACUGCUGCGUGUUACUACUAAGUGGAGCAUAGGAGCAGCCUUUUCAGCAGCAGAAGUGGGGCUGUCACGUUAGAGGCCCCGGCGUGUGCCAUUCUCGAGGAGCGCAGCGCCUGCCCUUGCUGCAGGCUGGCAGGGCAGACGCUGGGCCGUGCUGGUUGGCAGCAGGCCAGGUGGGAUUAAAUGGCAGGAGGCUUCAGGCUAAACCGCACUGUUACAGUUAGAGAGGAGGGGUGUUCACAUUCACUUUCCUUCUGAAGGCCGAUCACUACACACGUGUUAGUAAAGAACUUGCUUUACGUUACGGUUCGGUUUGGCAGGUUGUACUCCGGUGCAACGCACUGAGUUGUCAGCCAUGUAUGGCCAGAGGAUGACUGCUGUUAAAAGGCUUGGCUCACGUACCUGAAUUCAGAGACAAUUUACAGCUGUUACCAAGGUGAACAAGUAUUUGGUCAAAGUGACUUAGGCAAAUAGUUGUUGUUAUCCAUCUGAAAUCAGGUAACAAGUUCCUGCAGUCCAGGUUCUGUUACAAGCAUCAUGGAUCAGGUCAGUGUAAUUUACCCUCUGCAAUACUCUAAGACAUUGUAUGCCUGGGAAUAACUUAACUUUGGUAGAACUCAGAGGAAGGUAGACCUAUAGCAUAACUUCCUGGGGAGUCCAUAGAGGGAGAUACUAUACAUAAUGCUACAUGGACAUUCACUCUAGACUGAAAGCAAUUUUUUUACUUGAAAGUGAAUUAUGCAAAAGAACAGAAGGUUUUUUUAUGCCUGAAUUGUUAUUCAAAGGAGUCGCUGCUGCUGCACCUUAAAUUUGUACCCUACUUUUCUUCAAAUUGUCAUGCGAUUAACUUAAGGCCUUGCAAAAAGACAGAUCUUUCAGUUUUAACAGCAGCGAUGGAGCUCAGCUAGCUAGCAGUUAAGAUCAACAAUGUCUAGAAAGCUUGUGAUACUGAAAGUGACUGCCAUGGGACCGCCAUCACGUUACAGAAAGAGAUGGCAAAUAUUGGCCACUUAAUUUCAAACUGAAGAAAUGGAGACCCAGAAGAGAGAAGACAAAACAUUUUGAUUUACGUAAUCCCUUAAUAUAGGGGCUUAAAAAUGUAGGCAGCUGCAUUGCAGCAUUUCACGAGCUUGGUGUGUAUUGUAAGGAACAAUGAAAUUGGGAGCAGAACACUGAGGCAGCUACGAUCUGCUUUAUCACCGUACCUUUCUUUAUGCAAUUGGAAGAAAAGGUGUUGCUUCUUAUAGAACCCAAAAUAUGAAAGUCUUAUGCAGUUGUUGUGUAUGUUUUUAAAGAAAAUAAAGAGCCCUUGAAGUCACUGGA